CGUUACAAUCAUUCAAAAAACUCACACAUGCACGACCGUUAAAACCUAAAAUUCAAAUCACAUGAAAUCAAAAUCCCACUGUUUCUCUCCCUCCUUCAAUUCCAUUGAUUCACAUUUGCAGUAUUAUUACAUAAUUCAUGGCAGAUCAUAGCACAAACUCUUCAAUCAUGGAACCAAGGCCCCCACACCCACUUCACCAAAUCGCGGAAACACCCACUCACAAGCUCCUUCUCAAGCAAUGGCUCAAAGAGGAAGAGCUAAUCCUCAACAGAAUCUCUCUGAAAGAGACCCAAAUCGACUCGGUCCGCAAAGAAAUCACGCAACUCUACAUCUUCUUCUUCCUAUUCCACUCCCUCUCUCUGCUCCUCCUCUUCAGUUCCUCCUCCAGGGACCCGACUUCUUGCCGUAGAUCAUGGAUUCCAUCAGUGAUUUUAGUGCUCUGUUCUUUGGGGAUGGUAUGGGCUGUUCGGUACAAACUGGAGACUGAAUCGCACUUGGAGAAGUUGUUGGAGAGGGAGAAGGAGGAUGGGAAGCUGUUGGGGAAGUGUGUGGAGGAGUUGAAGAAGAAAGGAUUGGAAUUUGAUUUGUUGAAGGAAGUCGAUGCGCUUCGGAGAGCAAAGAGCCUGAGAGUUGAAGUGAAGGUUGUGAAGAAAUGGUGUGCUAGAGACUUUGUGACUCUGUUCUUCUUCUCUGUUUCAUGUCUCGUUCUUGGAUUGAUGAGGGUUAUUUUGUGUAAUUAGGACCUUCUGGGAGGGUAAUCUGGGGAUUGGAAAUGGGUUCAAUGAUUUCUAUUGAUGGUGAUUUUGUUGAUUGCAGAAUAGUUUGUUCUGCUUGUGAAAUAAUUACCGACUUUGUUAUCAAUUAUUAUAGUCAUGAAUUUGUGACACUGUUUUUGUUCUC
Tripterygium wilfordii is the source of this 900-nucleotide messenger RNA. RefSeq lists its product as uncharacterized. The coding region runs from base 138 to 740 and encodes 200 amino acids. The transcript has a single exon. The record is from RefSeq and is a predicted model, not a curated record. NCBI's taxonomy places the organism in Eukaryota, Viridiplantae, Streptophyta, Magnoliopsida, Celastrales, Celastraceae.